CUCUCCAACCUCAAGGGAUGGUUUCAACAAGUCCUCUGGCCGCCUCUGAACAUUCAGGAGAGACCAAAGAGCGAGCUACAGAGUCAUCAUCUGUCUUAGGGAGCUCAGCAGAGAUCCAAAAUUGGCCCAAUGCUUCUGCAGUCUGGAGCCUGGACACCAGCACUGAGACAGCUGGGAGCCUGCCAGGAACUACUACAGCUAUGACCACUAUAGAGAGUGACACAUAUAAAGGAGACACAGCUACCACCACUCAGGCUCAACAUUUAAGCUCACCUAACUACCCAGAGUCUGAAAAGAAACCAGCAGCAUCAGAAUCAGGUAGCAUGUUUCCAGCGCACUCCUUUGGAAUCUUGAAAGCAGAUUUUACCAUCCCAACAACGAGGGAUCCAGAAGAAAUGAAAGACCAGCUUUUGAGUGAGGCACGAGGACCUGAAUUUGAGCCGAAAAACACGUAAUAAAGCCAGAUGUGGCGGCAAUCUUAGAGCAUGCACAUCCUACUCCUUACACACACACACACACACCC
Messenger RNA from Mus caroli (Ryukyu mouse), 523 nucleotides. The record is from RefSeq and is a predicted model, not a curated record. Lineage: Eukaryota; Metazoa; Chordata; Mammalia; Rodentia; Muridae.